AUGGCACACCCGGCGGCCUCUCCCCGCCCGGGCACCUAUCGGUGGCCCCAGACCCUGCCUGAGUGCCAGUGAGUGUCGCAGGCCAGGCCGGACACUGAAGCUCCGGAUCCAGGAUGUGGAAGCCGAGGCGGCGCGGGUCAUCCUGGCUGGGGACCCUGCGCUACGCCGAGGAGCAGCCACCCCGGCGGAGGGGCGGGGCGGCGCGUGCGCACAAGGUCGCCGCGGGAAAUUGGAAAUCGGCCUGCCAGGCCAUGGGGACCUGGCACCGCCUGGACAUGGGCGCGGCGACUGGCCUGGCACGCCGGCUGCGGGCGGCGCUGCUGGAGGAGGAGCCGCGGGCCGUUGAGGAACUGCUGCGCCGUGGCGCGGACCCCAACCUGGUGCUCGUGGACGGCGCGGCGGCCAUACACUUGGCGGCCAGAGCCCGGUACCCGCGCGGCCUGUGCUGCCUCCAGGCCCUGCUGCGCGGAGGCGGGGACCCCAACACUCGAUCUGCAGAAGCGCUGACGCCGCUGCACGUGGCAGCCGCCUGGGGCUGUCGCCGUGGCCUGGAGCUGCUGCUGAGCCAAGGAGCGGACCCGACGCUGCGCGACCAGGACGGACUCCGGCCGCUGGACCUGGCCCUGCGGCAGGGGCACGUGCAUUGCGCGCGCGUCCUUCGGGAACUGGACGCGCGGACCCGGACCCGGACCCGGGCAGAGACCCAAGAGCCUGAGCCCGAGCCCGAGCCUGAGCCUGGCAGUCUAGGCCUCUCUGGACCCCCCGACCGGACGCUGGACUCGGCAGCACUGCAGACGCAGCUGGGCAGAGGCGAUGGCAGCCACGUGGGCCUGGAGGCUGGCCCGGGGUCCCCCAGCCUUCCUGCUUCCCUUGGGGUCGCGGACAAGGAUAGGAGCUCAGCGUCCCCACUAGGGCGCUGGGACUGCAGCUCAGAUGAGUCCUUCGUGACCGCUGUUGAGGUCUCUGGAGCUGAGGACCUAGCCCCGGACACUUCCCCCUGGGCUGGGUCAUUGCCCCAGACCAGGCAGGGACUCCCGCUUGGUGUCCGUCCCACCCAGAGGGUACCAAGGUCUCUGGACGCCCCGCCGCUGGCACAUGUAGCCCAGAUUGUGUGCAGCGAGGCAGAACUGAAUGCCGAUCUACAGGCCCUGACUCUGACCUCGCCAGAUGCUGCCAGCUUCCCGUCCUCCUCCUCCACGUCUCUCCGGGAUGGGGGCCCAGCUGGUAGUCCCCCACAGACACUGCCCCCUGAACCCUCUGCCUUCCACAUCCAGACAGAUGACCAGACAUCUCUUGAUAGUGGCGUGGCUGCCCUCUGGCUGACAGAGGAUGAGGCGAGCUCCACAGAUGACAGGGAUCCUGUCCCCUGUUGCUGGCACCUGCCAGUCCCCGCUAUGUCUGACUCAGAGCUGCUGCAGGGACCUCGGACACUUGGCAAGAGUCCUGGCCCCGUCACACCCUUCCCGCGGCGGUACUACCUCCAACGGCUGGAAGAAGCCCAGGUGGCUCCUGGCCCAGACUUCUCAGGGCACAGCCCAGAACUGGCCGAGGCCCUGCGGACAGGCCGGAUCUCUCACGCCCAGGCAGAUGAAGAUGCGCUUGCCCAGCAGUUUGAGCGCCCAGAUCCCACCAGGAAGUGGCGGGAGGGGGUUGUGAAGUCCAGUUUUACGUAUCUGCUGCUGGACCCCAGGGAAACUCAGGACUUGCCAGCCCGUGCCUUCUCACUGACCCCAGCUGAGUGUCUUCAGACUUUUGUCCGUGCCAUCUUCUAUGUGGGCAAGGGGACACGGGCCCGGCCGUAUGUCCACCUUUGGGAGGCCCUUGGCCAUCAUGGGCGGCCAGGAAAACAGGCCUGCCCCAAGGUACGCCAGAUUUCAGACAUCUGGGCCAGUGGUCGCGGGGUCAUCUCCUUGCACUGCUUUCAGCACGUGGUUGCCGUGGAGGCUUAUACGCGGGAGGCAUGUCUUGUGGAUGCGCUAGGGAUCCAGAUGCUGGCCAACCAGAAACAAGGGCACUGCUAUGGAGUGGUGGCAGGCUGGCCACCCGCUCGGCGCCGGCGCUUGGGGGUACACCUGCUGCACCGUGCCCUCCUUGUCUUCCUGGCUGAAGGCGAGCGAGAGCUGCGACCUCAGGACAUCCAGGCCCGCGGCUGAGUGCUGGGGAAUCGGCCAUCCAGCCUGGGUAGAGAUCAAGGAGUAUGAAUGUCCCAGCUGCCCCUGCUGAG
Propithecus coquereli (Coquerel's sifaka) is the source of this 2224-nucleotide messenger RNA. RefSeq names its product ankyrin repeat and LEM domain containing 1 (gene ANKLE1). Gene Ontology annotation, molecular function: endonuclease activity; protein binding. The transcript is spliced from 9 exons. The record is from RefSeq and is a predicted model, not a curated record. NCBI's taxonomy places the organism in Eukaryota, Metazoa, Chordata, Mammalia, Primates, Indriidae. The coding region runs from base 114 to 2153 and encodes 679 amino acids.